AUCUCUCAACCUUUAAUCCAUAGGGCUGACCUUUCACUUAGAUUUCUGUCUGCUUUCGAAAAGUCCCGCAGUCCCUUCAGGCGGCUGCUGAUUGCUCCUGGUCAUUACGUUGCGUUCGCUGGAUCGUCACCAAUCAGAAGUUUAAUUAAACGGGAAACUCCGCAGGGCCCUUUGGCGAUACAUCACGCGGUUUCGGCGCGUAAGAGAACUGAUAGCACGAGAAACUAAUAUUACAACUUGCCUAUAAUUCGUGCUUCUGUGUACUCGCAUGAUCAUAAUUUCAACGGCUCGCGUGUAUGCCAUGAUUCAUUUAUAACGAGAGCUUUGCCGUUUAAUCCACGCUACAAGAUAUAUACUGACAAGAAGUUAAGAAAACAAUCUAGUCGAAUGUAAUGAUUUUGUUAUACAAAGUUAUACGAGUAAUCAUUUUAUGUAUCGAUCACUAUCAGAAAUGUACCUGUGUUCCCUAUGAAUUUACUAUGAAUUUUUCGAUUACUUACUUGCAAUAUUUAUGACAGUAAAAUAUGUAGGAUUGUAGACCGAUUUUCAUUUGUUAAUACAAAUAAAAGGAAAUUUGAAAUUUUGUAUAUUGUAAUGAUCUUUGCAAAAUCGUGUUACCAUUCAUUCAGAAAAGAAAGUUAUUUAAAAAGAAUGUAACAAACGUUAUUUCAACGAUACUAAAUAUUAUUCGAAAGUGAUUAAGACACUUCUCACGAUAUAAUAUUAACACAAUUAAGGGAUUAAGUCUCCAUGCUUAAAGCAUUAGUUAUUGAGCUUUGGAUAUAUUCGAAAAUGACGAAAAUUCGACGAAAUUUUAGAAUGAUUUUUUGAAAUGUUCAAUAACUUGGGCGAGAAAAUCUCGUACAAAUUUUAGGUCAUUGUAAAGGAAAAACACCAAUCUUCAAAUCUAUAGUAGACUUGUUAGUCAUGAAAAAGGUUUGUCAAUGUUUUCUAUAGACGUUUGAAUUUAUAUAGCAUUUUUCGAGGAAGAACAAUAUCUCUGUUUUCUCCUUCACGGUAUAAUAUAAACUAUUAAAUUAAUAUAAAUAUAAACUAUUUUUGUGAAAAAUGAAUCCAAGAUUGUGAAAGUAAAAGCUCCACACUUUGAGCUCAGAUUCGUUGCUAUACGAUUUCUUGUUACGAAACUAUAAUAGUUUAAAUAUCGUCAAUUUUUCAAACAUUAAAAAUUUAGUAUACGUUUGUGUGACUGUCACUGUAUAUGUUAACAUUUUUAUUAAAAAUUUAUAUAAAUCAAGCAGAAUGGGUUUUUAAAUUUUUAUCAAUAUUAAAUAGUUUGUUAUUAUAAUAGUUUAUAAUUUAUAUAUCUCUGAGAUUGAAAAAUAAACAAUAGUUUCUUGAGGAAUAUAUUAUUUCUUAAUUUUUGUAAGUAAAUAUGUACAUAGCGAUUCUUCUGCAAAUGCAUGUCCAUACUUUAAAUGAUGAAUCUACAAGUAAAUGGACUUAUGUUGUUGAGUCAUAGAUAAUUGUAGGAAAUGUCUCCUUUAUCCUUCAACACAAUUGCAUAUCUUAAUUGUAUUUCUCACUAGCUUGAACAGUCUUCAAAUUCAUUGCAAAUCCUUUCUUGCAGAUCGUACACAUUACUCGCCUCUAUCGAAUACACAAUAAGUUCUGCAUCAAAAAUAAACAUUUAAUGAAAUAUAGUAGGAUAUACUGAAACGCAAGAUAGACACAUCGAACAUUUUCUUCAAUCAUCUAUACUUUGAAAACUAAGGAUACGUAGGAAUAUAGAUUUAUAUAACAUUUUUUUUUUUUACUUAUUAAAUUCAUCAGUUGAAAUAUGAGCGUGCAUUUAAGAAUCACCUAAUGUACAUGCAAUUGUGAGAUAAAAUUGUUGCUCAAAGGUAUCUUUUGAUCAAUAUUUCCUUGCAUUAUUAAUCCGGGGAUACACAAAGGGUACCGUUAUUUGGAAGAUCUUUAAGAAAAUUGCUUUGAAGUUAUCUUCGUUGUCGAUAUAGCACUAGAUGGAAGUGAGAUUUGAACAAGAUUGUCGACGCUAAUAACACCGUGAAAAUUAAUCAUAGUUAUAGCCUCCGGCAUCGUAAUCACGCCUAUAAUUUAUAGAAUAUUUGGUAAACGUUAAACCUCAACAAGGCGUGCGGUUAAAUAUUCUAAAAGCUAAGUAUAUACAUACGUGGGUAAGUAAAUACAUCUCUCAGAGAGCAAAUUGUCGUGGGAUAAGAAUGCUUAUUAUUCAGAAACACGUUAAUUAUUUCCCUGCUGCGUUCUUUCGAUCCACUUGUAUUUCUCAAAAAAAGUCGGAAAAUACCUCAAGUUUUCUUAUGAUGAAAGAAAUUCUAAUUAUAACAGCACGCGUGAUUCCUUGACUAAACUUUAUGUUAAACGUUUUUUUCUUUUCUAAAUAUUACAAAUUCUCUUUAUUCGCUAAACUGAGUAAAAAUUUAUGAAUCGCAGCAACCUGCUUUCUCACUCAAUAUACACAGCUUUAAUAUACAUAGUUGGCGCAUUGUUGACUAAUUCCAUUCAAUUAAGAUUGGUUUAAGUAUUCGUUUAAUGCAAAUGUUUAUUCAGUAACCGCUCGUGAGGAUUUCAAUAGGAACACAAAGUGUACACAAAACACAUUCAUCGGUGACAUGCUCGAAGUGCUUUCACGUUGCACCCUA
Messenger RNA from Heterotrigona itama, 2642 nucleotides. NCBI's taxonomy places the organism in Eukaryota, Metazoa, Arthropoda, Insecta, Hymenoptera, Apidae. The record is from the annotation of a GenBank genome assembly.